This is a messenger RNA of Diaporthe batatas, 1461 nucleotides long. RefSeq lists its product as uncharacterized. The record is from RefSeq and is a predicted model, not a curated record. Bases 1 to 1461 code for a protein of 486 amino acids. Gene Ontology annotation, biological process: transmembrane transport. NCBI's taxonomy places the organism in Eukaryota, Fungi, Ascomycota, Sordariomycetes, Diaporthales, Diaporthaceae. Gene Ontology annotation, molecular function: transmembrane transporter activity. The transcript is spliced from 3 exons.
AUGAGGCCAGCCGGAAAGCUGAACGUGGUUAUUUACGUGUUCCAGAUCGUCCUGAUACCACAGCCAGCGGAUGACGACAAGGACCCCCUCAACUGGUCAUCGACCAAAAAGCACCUAGUUCUCUUGACUGUUGCGUGGAGUGCCUUCUGUGCGGAUUUUACAUCCGCUGGUGGAAGUGCUCCAAUUAUCUUGCAGUCAAUUGAGUUCCAAGAAAGUAUUUCGACCGUGAACGAGACCAACAGCAUAAAUGUUCUCAUGAUGGCUUUAGGCGGCUUGGUCUGGGUACCUAUGACGAACAUCAUAGGGAGAGCUCCUACCCUGUUCUGGACCAACUUGUUGGGGCUUGCCUUCAGCAUCGGAACUGCGGCCUCACCAGAUUUUAAGACCUUCUACGCCAUGCGGGCAUUGACCGGGUUCUUCAUCACCUCGGGCCAGACCAUAUCCAUCGCUUUCAUCAGGGACAUGUUCUUCUUCCACGAGCGGGCCAGGAAGAUCGGCCUCUGGGCGCUGCUGUAUAUCGCAUCGCCAUUCUGGGGGCCAAUGCUCGGAAACUUCGUCGUUGGUGGCACGAACAGCUGGCAGAACGUGUUCUGGGUCUGCGCUGCCGUCUGUGCCCUGCAGAUGAUCUUCAUCGUCGCUUUUCUGGACGAGACGUGGUACAACCGAGACAUCCCCGUUUCUGAGCAACCCCCUCGUGGAAAAGGCUUUGCCUCGAGGCUAUCCAGAAUCAUAGGGGUCUGGGAACUCAGACAUCGAACCACAUAUUACCACACCGUGGUGCACUCGUUCAAAAGAUACUUUCAGAUGCUUAGCAAACCGGCUUUUUUCAUCGUCGCUGUUGCAUAUCUCCUCUACUUCAUGUGGACGAUCGGUAUCAAUAUCACCACAGGCAUCCUCUUCGGAACACCUCGUGCUGCUGGUGGCUACGGAUACUCCCCAACAAGCGUCGGAUACCUCUACUUCGCACCGGUGGUCGGGGUGUUCUUCGGCGAGGUGUUUGGCCACUUCGCCAACGACUGGCUGGCCCGCCGACACAUCAGGAAGCACGGCGGCGUCUACCAGCCCGAAGUUAGGCUGUGGAUGAUCUAUGUAUCAGCGGUCUUCAUGGUUGCCGGCCUGGUCCUGCUCGGCCAGGCACUGGAACACGGCUUGUCGCCUGCCGCUGUUGUCAUGGGCUGGGGCAUGCACACCUUCGGCAUCAUGACCACCUCCGUUGCUGUGUCGGCAUACGCCUUGGAUUCGUAUCCCGAGGCACCGGCUGAGGUGUCGGGCUGGUCGAAUUUUGCUCGUGCCAUCGGGGGGUUUGGCGUUGGCUAUUUCCAGGAGCCAUGGGGCCACAAGCUCGGCUUUGACGUCAGCUUUGGCACCCAGGCUGCUAUAGUCGGGUUUAGCACCAUUCUGAUCGUUGUGGUGCACCGUUUCGGCCCCUGGCUUCGACAGAAGGCCGGGCCUGUAGAGUAA